AUGCGCCUCCUCAUAGUGCAUUCUUUGGAAUUUGUUGAAUAUGCCGAACACCUCUCACCCAGAUAUGGUAUACUGUCACAUCGAUGGCAGGACCAAGAAGUAUCAUACCCAGACGUGAUCAAUGGGUGUGCCAAGCUAAAGAAGGGCUUUCCUAAACUUCUAGAAUUUUGCAAACGUUGUACAGAAGAUGGACUGUCGCUUGCUUGGAUCGAUACGUGUUGUAUCGACAAGAGCAGCAGUGCUGAGCUCUCAGAGGCCAUCAAUUCCAUGUAUAGAUGGUACCAGAAUGCCACUAUAUGCUAUGCAUACCUGAGUGACGUGGAGGCGGCAAAGAAUGAUCUAACCAGUGACGACGGCGACCUCUCAAAUUUCUCAACCAGUGAAUGGUUUGCACGAGGUUGGACAUUGCAAGAGCUCAUCGCACCCGGUGAGGUUCGCUUUUAUGAUCGCGACUGGCAGAGGUUGGGAACGAAACACAAGUUGUCCACCGAUAUCUCUAUGACCACAGGGAUCCCCCGCGAUGUUCUCUACGGCGAGGACCCUAGGCAUUACUGUAUUGCUCAGAGGAUGUCUUGGGCGGCUAAAAGGAAAACCACAAGAGUCGAGGAUCAGGCGUACGCUCUAAUGGGCCUGUUCGACGUCAACAUGCCCAUGCUUUAUGGUGAAGGAGAGAAGGCCUUCGUGCGGUUGCAGGAGGAGAUUAUGAAAUAUUCUGCAGAUCAUUCGAUCUUUGCAUGGCCGGGCAUCAUUACGAGCUACGACAGAGCUGAGAUUUACGACGUUGCCUACCGACGUCUCGAAGGUCUACUUGCCACAAGUCCUGCCGCUUUCGAGUUUUGUGGCGACAUCAAUUGGCAUCAAACCACAAACAUGCAGCAACCGUUCUCGGUCACUAACCUUGGGUUAUCCAUGGAAGUACUUCUUCGGCCAUGCUCCAUAGAGGUGUACGAGGCUAAGCUUGAUUGCUAUGUUCAACAGGGUUCGAAGUGUUUCAUUUCGAUCUUUCUGAGACAAACGGACCAAGACGGCCAGUAUAUGAGGCAUAUAUUCAGAGGAACAUCGGCACGGAUAUGGACAGAUAACCUGGACGAAAAGCGAAAAGAACGUGUCAAUAUUAUCCAAGGUCGGCAAGUCACCCCACCUGCCGUGUGCCAGCCAGUACUUUUGUUUUACAGAAGUCCCGUUUUCGACGUCAAGUCCGACUCAUUGCCCCAAACUCACAUACAAUCAGCUGGGCACUAUGACUCCUUGAGUGGAAUAGUGGAUAUUCUCACACGAUCUUACGGCUCUGUUGCCCUAUUACGAACUAAAGGGGGUCACCAGAGGUCCGACAUCGUGUCACUUGAUUUUGGAUUUGACUUCCUUUUCAAUCCAUCCCUCUGUCUCCGCAUCAAAUCCAGGAAGACCCAUGUAUCGAAAGGACAUCCUGUACCUUGCAAUCAGGUCACUUACGAUGCGUCCACAGGACGACACAUCUUCAUCGUGCGAAAAGUCGAGAGCGAUGGAUAUGAGUAUACAUUCCAAGGUCAUAGAGGUAAUGGUAUGCUCAUUUGGUUAAGCAACCUAAAUGCUGUUAUUAAUGUAGAGAAGAAAGCCUUAAUGCUCAUGAGGUGUUGGACAGUCGACAUACAGAGGGCAGAGCCUGGAUUUUCACAUUUCCUGUCGUGGAUCGACCAGGAAAACAAACAGACGAAACUUUUGGUCUCUACAGAUCGUGAAGAUAUUGCACAGGACGAUCUCUGUCCAAUCUGCACGGCUUUCUUGGACUCUCCUAUAACGACGCAGUGUAAACACACUUUCUGCCAAUGCUGCAUCCGAUGGGUGGAUGUUUCCAUCUCCUCGACACAGCUUGCUCUAAUCUCACUGAAUGAAGCUCCCGACGAUGAAUAUGCAUUAGAUAUCAAGCAAAUCAUGUGUCCUAUCUGUUGCAUUCCGACAAUUGUCCGCUUUGAUGCUGAUCGGCAAUGGGACCUACAACUUCGUUAUCCUACCAGCUAUCGCCAGGUGAAGUGGAGAGCACAUGAGAUCAGCCCCGAAAACUUUCCGGAGUAUCAAACAUUGACCCUUCUUGUCGGCAAUACACACAAGCUCAGGGAGGUCACACCUCACAGACAUGACUGGACCUUCUUUGUCCGGCCGUCGAACCCGGAAUGUGUGGCUGACGUGAAAGUCUUCUUGCACCACACCUACAAAAACAAUAUCAUUACACUGUCCAGUCCACCGUUCGAGCUUCGACGAUUUGCAUGGGGAUUCUUUGAUCUCUUUGCAGAGAUUACACUCAAGCCUGGUUUUGCAUUCCUACACGAGAAGGCAGUUGUAAAGGACGAUUGCAAAGCGACGCUCGGUCUGACGUGGGGACUCGAUUUCGAUGGCGAUGGUGGUCAAGGUUGGCUGAAAGUGGGUGUGCAUAGACUCAAACCAGCGUUGUCUGCUUAUGACGAGGAACUUCGAACCCAGCUCACCAAUUUGAGAGCUUUGCAGGUUGCUGCGAGGUCGAAGGAUACGUACAUGGUGACAUGA
Messenger RNA from Lithohypha guttulata, 2520 nucleotides. RefSeq lists its product as uncharacterized. The transcript has a single exon. Gene Ontology annotation, molecular function: metal ion binding. Bases 1 to 2520 code for a protein of 839 amino acids. Gene Ontology annotation, biological process: regulation of DNA-templated transcription. NCBI's taxonomy places the organism in Eukaryota, Fungi, Ascomycota, Eurotiomycetes, Chaetothyriales, Trichomeriaceae. The record is from RefSeq and is a predicted model, not a curated record.